UUUUCAUUACUUAAGGUAAUUUUUAUUCUUUUUGCUUUUCUUUAUAUAUGAAUUUAUUUGAUUUUUUUAAUAUUGUAAACUGAUUUUUCUGUGUUGUUAUUUGCAGACCAAAAUUGUUAAAGUUUUGCCCACUGAUGAAGAGAACAAUGCCUUCAAGCUUGAAGGUUUUUUCCAGUGCAACAAGGAUAUGAAUGUUGCUGAUUUUGAGGAUGAUGAUUUUGUUGCUCCUCCAAAGAAACCAACCAGUGAGGCUCCUUCCUCAUCCUAUGUUCCUUGUGUGACAUUUGGUUUUUCUGAUAUGAAAAUUAUUGUGGAUGAAUGUCAGAAGAAGUGUAACAUUAUGUCUAAGGAAAUUGCAUUUUUAAAGUCUGCUAGUGAAUCUAGACAUAGGGCAUUGAUGGAGAUGUUGGUUAAUUUGAAAAACGAUCAAGAUUUAAAACACAAGGCAGUUAUGGAAAUGUUAGGUGAGUUGAGGCCAAAAUCAUGUGGUAUUAAUGAUGAUAUUGAUCAUGUUGAUGUUGGUUUUGUGGGAGCUGAUGUUGGUGAUACUUCUGGUGGUGGUGGUGUUUCAAAGGAAAAGGAUAAGUUUUUUGAGAAUGAAAGUUUUACCCAAGUUUUUGAUGAAUGCAUUCAAGCAAUGCAAGAAGAUGCUGCUGGAGAUAUGGUAAUUGCAGAUGAUAAGAAUGAUACAGUAAAUGAGAAUGAGAAGACUACUGGGAAUGAUGUUGAAGAAACAAUGAAUAUUGUCAAACCUCAUGAUGAUGUAGCUGAUGUUGUUAAAGAUCUAGAAGAAGAGGCUCAUAUUUUUAACAACAUGAAUGUGGAGAUUUUUGAUAAAGUUGUUCAUGCAGCUGUUGGUGAUUUGGCAAAGAAAAAGGAAGUUAUUAUGGCAACACCCAUUGCUGGUUCUUUGAUGAAUCCAGUAGUUGUGUCUACUCCUGUUGUUGGCAAAAGGAAUCCAAAGCCUGCUACAGUUUUGCAAUCUCCUUUUGUUAACCAAUUUGGAUCAUCUUCUUCUGAGGAUAUGAAACAUUUGGAGGUUGUGAAGUCUAAAAGGAAGGUUGUGGGACGAUAUGCUUUUGGAGACAAUCUUUUUGAUCUGCCUAAUCAAAUUGACCAAGACUCUUUUAACAAGUGGUUUUCUCUGGGGCUGAGAAAAAAUAAUAAGUAUAAGAAAUUUGAUGAUAAUAAUAGUAUCAUUAAGGAGCCAUUUCAGUUUUGUGUAACUGAGAUUGAGAGAAAAAUUUGGUUUUAUGAUUUAGUUAAAGAUGGGAGGGAUUUGGACAAUGAGCAUAUUAAUGUGGCAUUUUAUUACCUUAGAAAAAAAGCCAAGUAUUGUGAGUUGAUAAAUGUUAGAGUUACUACUACAGAUAACUCUUUUGAUCAAGUUAUCACUGCUCUGUAUGAUGUGUAUCUGUCAAGUGACUGUGAUCGAUCUGUUAUAUCGCAUAACAGUGUUAUUUUUGAGUAUAUUUGUGGUUAUAAAAUGCUUUGUAACACCCCUUGGUCGCUAGUAGAUUUCAUUUUAUUCCCUAUUAAUAUGACUGUUGUUGGCUGUAAUCAUUGGAUUCUUGGGGAGUUCAACGUGAAGCAGAGAUUUUUUAAAGUCUACAACUCAAUGAGGAAUAGAGUUAUGGAUAAGAAAGUGUUGAAAGUUGUUGAAGCAUAUUCUACUUUGUUGCCCUUGUUUCUUUCUUUAAAUAAUUUUUAUGAGUCAAGGGAAGAUAUUGAUCUAAAUGCACAAGCAUUCAAGGGCAUUGAUAUGUGUCACCCGUUGGACAUUGUGUUUGAUGAUGAGGUUCCACAACAGAGUAACAACGAUUGUGGGAUUUUUAUCAUAAAGUUUGCUGAAUUUCUUAUGCAUGGACUUAUUGAAAAUAUCCCCAAUCCUCUGAAUGUUAGUUUCCAGAGAAACAAAAUUGCAGUCGAGCUAUAUGUCCAUGCUAAAAGAAAGAAAGAUGAAGGCUAUCUAUCUGAUGGGGAGUUCAGAGGAAGAAUGAGCAAGAAGAUGUUGAAUGUUAAUGCAAUGGAAGUAUGAGAGCAUCAAAGUAGUUAACAUUUUGGCUUUUAUCUUGUAAAGAAGAUACAUACUUAUGGCAAGAUAACUUUUGUGUCUUUGUUUUGCAAACUUUCAAGCAAGUAUCAUGUUUGAAUAUUUUGAA
Humulus lupulus (European hop) is the source of this 2162-nucleotide messenger RNA. RefSeq lists its product as uncharacterized. The record is from RefSeq and is a predicted model, not a curated record. Gene Ontology annotation, biological process: proteolysis. Lineage: Eukaryota; Viridiplantae; Streptophyta; Magnoliopsida; Rosales; Cannabaceae. Gene Ontology annotation, molecular function: cysteine-type peptidase activity. The coding region runs from base 188 to 2038 and encodes 616 amino acids. The transcript has 6 exons.